AUGGCCGGGCGAUCUGGCGGAGGUGGAGGCGGCCCGGGCCCGGGCCAAAACCCUCGCGGAUGGGACUUCCGAUGGGGAUCUGACCGUGCCGGUGGUAGAGGUGGCGGGUGGGAGUACUUCUGGGGCGUUGGCUCGGCGCCCGGCGGCCGGGGCGGGGGCGGGGGCGCUGCUGCUGGUUUCGGCUUCUGGCGAGGGUCGUACGGCCGACCCGAGAACGGCGCCCACCAGUUCGGGUUUGGAUGGAGCGGUCGUUCCGACGAGGGACGCGUCGGCGGGGGAGGAGGCGGCGGUGGAGGGUUCGGCUUCGGAUUCGGUGGCGGGGGCGGGGGCGGGGGCGGGGGUGGGACUUCGAGCGUUGGAGGGUUCGGGUUUGGUGGAGCUCGCGGUGGCGGAGCAGGCUCUAACAGCGCUCCGCCGCGGGGUACCGGACCGUGA
Musa acuminata subsp. malaccensis (wild Malaysian banana) is the source of this 435-nucleotide messenger RNA. RefSeq lists its product as uncharacterized. The record is from RefSeq and is a predicted model, not a curated record. Lineage: Eukaryota; Viridiplantae; Streptophyta; Magnoliopsida; Zingiberales; Musaceae.